This is a messenger RNA of Aspergillus thermomutatus, 684 nucleotides long. RefSeq names its product RlpA-like double-psi beta-barrel domain-containing protein. NCBI's taxonomy places the organism in Eukaryota, Fungi, Ascomycota, Eurotiomycetes, Eurotiales, Aspergillaceae. The transcript is spliced from 3 exons. The coding region runs from base 1 to 684 and encodes 227 amino acids. The record is from RefSeq and is a predicted model, not a curated record.
AUGUCUACCGACGUGGAGAAACCUCUCCCGCAACUGUGUCAGGAUGCUUCUCACCCGCCAAUAUCCCAUGUCCCCUUUGUGGGAGUCCCGAAGCGGAAGCCCGUCCCUAUCGCAAAGGCUUCUCCUAAGCCAGCAGCUAUUGCGACCAAAGAAUCUAGCGUACAUCCUCCCACUAAAGCAGCUUGGUGGAACUGGCGACAAUUCUCGAAAAAGAAGCGCAUGAUUGUCACCGCAGUUGCAGUCGCGGUCCUCUGUCUCCUUGCUCUAAUCCUCGGCCUUGCUGUGGGAUUGACCAGGGGCAAAAGCCACUCGAAUCUUCCUCUUCCCACCUCCCAUGGUGGUCCCUAUUCAGGAGAUUUGACCUACUACAAUCCCGGCCUCGGCUCAUGCGGCCUCACCAGCACAGACUCGGACAUGAUCUGUGCCGUCUCGCAUGUCCUCUUUGAUGCUGCUUCGACGGGGUCGAAUCCGAAUGCGAAUCCCCUGUGCGGGCUCAAAUUGAGGCUUCGUCGAGGUGGAACGACCGUAGACGUCAAGGUUGUUGAUCGAUGUGUAGGAUGUAAAGUGGAUGACUUGGACGUUUCGCCCGCGGUUUUUCAGAAGGUUGCUGAUCUGGAUCUUGGUCGGGUCACCGUUGAAUGGUCAUGGCUGGAAAACUCACCUGUGGCUUCAUCACAGUCAUGA